Acanthosepion pharaonis is the source of this 2901-nucleotide messenger RNA. NCBI's taxonomy places the organism in Eukaryota, Metazoa, Mollusca, Cephalopoda, Sepiida, Sepiidae. The record is from the annotation of a GenBank genome assembly.
AUGCCUCUGACCAAGGAAGGCGACGAAAUGCCUCUGACCACGGAAGGCGCUGAAGUGCCUCUGACCAAGAAAGGUGCCGAAAUGCCUCUGACCAAGGAAGGUGCCGAAAUGCGUCUGACCAAGGAAGGUGCCGAAAUGCGUCUGACCAAGGAAGGUGCCGAAAUACCUCUGACAAAGGAAGGCUUCGAAAUGCCUCUGACCAAGGAAGGUGCGGAAAUGCCUCUGACCAAGGAAGGCGCUGAAGUGCCUCUAACCAAGGAAGGUGCAGAAGUGUCUCAGACCAUGGAAGGUGCCGAAAUGCCUCUGACCAAGGAAGGGGCAGAAGCGCCUCUAACCAAGGAAGGUGCAGAAGUGCCUCAGACCAUGGAAGGUGCCGAAAAGCCUCUGACCAAGGAAGGCACCAAAGCGCCUCUGACCAAGGAAGGCGCCGAAGUGCCUCUGACCAAGGAAGGGGCCGAAAUGCCUCUGACCAAGGAAGGCGACGAAAUUCCUCUGACCAAGGAAGGCGCCGAAAUGCCUCUGACCAAGGAAGGCACGGAAGUGCCUCUGACCAAGGACGAUGCCGAAAUGCCUCUGACCAAGGAAGGUGCCGAAAUGCCUCUGACCAAGGAAGGCGCUGAAAUGUCUCUGACCAAGGAAGGGGCUGAUGCGCCUCUGACCAAGGAAGGCGCCGAAAUGCCUCUGACCAAGGAAGGCGCAGAAGUGCUUCUGACCAAGGAAGGUGCCGAAAUGCCUCUGACCAAGGAAGGCGCCGAAAUGCCUCUCACCAAGGAAGGCACGGAAGUUCCUCUGACCAAGGAAGGUGCCGAAAUGCCUCAGACCAAGGAAGGCGGCGAAAUGCCUCAGACCAAGGAAGGCGCAAAAAUGCCUAUGACCAUUGUAGGUGCCGAAAUGCCUCUGACCAAGGAAGGCGCUGAAGUGCCUCUGACUAAGGAAGGUGCCGAAAUGCCUCUGACCAAGGAAGGUGCCGAAAUGCCUCUGACCAAGGAAGGUGCCGAAAUGCCUCUGACCAAGGAAGGCGCCAAAAUGCCUAUGACCAUGGAAGGUGCCGAAAUGCCUCUGACCAAGGAAGGCGCUGAAGUGCCUCUGACUAGGGAAGGUGCCGAAAUGCCUCUGACCAAGGAAGGUGCCGAAAUGCCUCUGACCAAGGAAGGUGCCGAAAUGCCUCUGACCAAAAAAGAUGCCGAAAUGCCUCUGACCAAGGAAGGCGCUGAAAUGCCUCUGACCAUGGAAGGCACUGAAAUGCCUCUGACCAAGGAAGGCGCCGAAAUGCCUCUGACCAAGGAAGGCGCAGAAGUGCUUCUGACCAAGGAAGGUGCCGAAAUGCCUCUGACCAAGGAAGGCGCCGAAAUGUGUCUGACCAAGGAUGGCGCCGAAAUGCCUCUGACCAAGGAAGGCACGGAAGUUCCUCUGACCAAGGAAGGUGCCGAAAUGCCUCAGACCAAGGAAGGGGCCGAAAUGCCUCAGACCAAGGAAGGCGCCAAAAUGCCUAUGACCAUGGAAGGUGCCGAAAUGCCUCUGACCAAGGAAGGCGCUGAAGUGCCUCUGACUAAGGAAGGUGCCGAAAUGCCUCUGUACAAGGAAGGUGCCGAAAUGCGUCUGACCAAUGAAGGUGCCGAAAUACCUCUGACAAAGGAAGGCUUCGAAAUGCCUCUGACCAAGGAAGGUGCGGAAAUGCCUCUGACCAAGGAAGGCACUGAAGUGCCUCUGACCAAAGAAGGUGCCGAAAUGCCUCUGACCAAGGAAGGUGCCAAAAUGCCUCUGACCAAGGAAGGGGCCGAAGCACCUCUGACCAAGGAAGGUGUGGAAGUGCCUCAGACCAUGGAAGGUGCCGAAAUGCCUCUGACCAAGGAAGGUGCCGAAAUGCCUCUAACCAAGGAAGGGGCCGAAGCGCCUCUGACCAAGGAAGGUGCUGAAGUGCCUCAGACCAUGGAAGGGGCCGAAAUGCCUCUGACCAAGGAAGGCGCCGAAAUGCCUCUGACCAAAGAAGGCGCAGAAGUGCCUCUAACCAAGGAAGGAGCCGAAAUGUCUCUGACCAAGGAAGGCGCCGAAAUGCCUCUGACCAAGGAAGUUGCCGAAAUGCCUCUGACCAAGGAAGGCGUCGAAAUGCCUCUGACCAAGGAAGGGGCUGAAGCGCCUUUGACCAAGGAAGGUGCUGAAGUGCCUCAGACCAUGGAAGGUGCCGAAAUGCCUCUGACCAAGGAAGGCGCGGAAGUGCCUCUGAACAAGGAAGGCGUCGAAAUGCCUCUGACUAAGAAAGGCGCCGAAGUAUCUCUGACCAGGGAAGGCGCCGAAAUGCCUCUGCCCAAGGAAGGUAGCGAAGUGCCUCUGACCAAGGAAGGUGCCGAAAUGCCUCUGACCAAGGAAGGUGCCGAAAUGCAUCUGACCAAGGAAGGCGCCGAAGUGCCUCUGACCAAGGAAGGCGCCGAAGUGCCUCUGACCAAGGAAGGUGCCGAAAUGCCUCUGACGAUGGAAGGUGCCGAAAUGCCUCUGACCAAGGAAGGCGCCGAACUGCCUCUGAACAAGGAAGGCGCCGAAAUGCCUCUGACCAAGGAAGGUGCCGGAGUGCCUCUGAUCAAGGAAGAAGGCAAGGUGGUCUCAAAAGAAUCCACUAAAAAGGAUAAACAAACUAUUGUGAAUGCUUUACCUAGUCCACUUGAAAAAGAAGAUCUAAUAAUGUUGCUCAAUGAAAGGGAUCAACGAACUUUAUUUUUUAAAGACUUACCAAUUGAAAUCCAGGAAGACGCUCUCAUGAAAUUGUCAAAAGAUAUUCAAAGUGUUCGCAUUCGCAAACGGAUUCGAAGGGAUCCCAAGAAAACUGCAUGGUUUGUUUUUUUCUCUCUCUCUUUCUCUCUUGUACUUAACAUAGAAUUGCUGGCAGAGGACCUGUUUUUGUUCUGA